UGAAUAGUAUGGACUGGCAUGCAUUCAACUACGUGUCUCAUUUCUGACCUCUUAUUCAAGAAUCUUUCAAAAAGGCCUCGAGAGAUUCAUGUGAACUGUGACCGCAAACGCCCCCUGUUAGUCGGUUUCUCUCACUCUGCUAAUCCUUUCCCUCUCAAUCCAUUUCUCCCUCUGUAUUCAAUCUCUGUUUGAUCAUUUGUCAUCUGGGUGUUCUUCUUGCUUUUGCUAAGGGGGUUUUUUAUUUGAUUUUCUCUGGGUUUGAACUUUGAACUCAAUCCUUUUAUGCUGAGCGGUUGAAGAAAGCAGUUCUUAAUGGAUUUAAGGGAUAUAAGAAUUGUUCAUUGAGGAAUAGCUUAAGAUGAAUGAGGACUAUAAAAGCAUUGAACCGGGGACAGAUUUAGGACUUGGCUUGGGUUACACAGACCAGUACAUUCAGGGAAGAUUGACCAACAGAUCAGGUGUAGGUGCAAAUGCAGGUUCAAUGGUGGAUGUGAAAUAUGUUACCACUGACUCCCUGUCUGAACUAGUUUGGUCUCCACACAAAGGUUUGAGCCUUAGAUGCGCUGACUCCAGCUUCAAUAAUAGAAAAACAUCGAUCUUGUGGGAUGCAGCAGCCAAUAAAGCAAGUUUUGCACUGCCACAAAGUGUAAUAGCUGAGAAGUCUACUUCCGAUAAUUUACUUGAUAAUAGAACUAUUGUUUUGUCACAAGCAGAGAGUCAUUUGAAGAAUAUAUCUGAGGGUAAACAAACUUCAAAUAGUACCAGCUCUGAUGAUGCUGCCUGCAUGACAAGCGAAGUACAAAUGACACUGGAUAAAGGGGUUGGAAACUUUGCAAAUGAAACACUUAGCAAUGCAGACGUGGCUGUUGUCUGUUUUAAAGAGGAAGAUCUACCAGCAACUGGAGAAGUGGAUAUAACUAACGCAGGAAACAUUCUGGUGGAUGAAGUAUUGACAAUUGGGAAAAAUGACAGCUCAUCAGUUUCCAUAAACAGAAUAAAUGAAGUAUCAAUGAAACGAGGUGAACCAGAGCUAGAUAAACUACAACAUGAAUCGUUAGAUAUGGAUUCAGUUCGUGGAGACAUAAAUGAAGAUAAAUAUAUUUCCACUGGAAAGGUUGUUCUUCAACCUUUGAAUAUGUUUGAGCCUACCGUCUCUCGUCCAACUUUUUUAGGGAAACUGGAAUCAUCUGCAGAAAAUGACUCACAAAAUAUGAAUGAUAAAAAUGCUGGGUUUGAGGGAAAUAAAAUUAUAGUGACAGUGACAGAUUCUUCACAUGAAGUGAGAGGCAGUAACCAGCAAGAAAAAGACAAUUGCAAUGACGGGGUUGAUUCAGCUUCUCCAAGUAGUUGUCAUAUGCAUUGGAUACAAAGGAAAGGGAAGGAAAAGGCUCUGUCUGAUGGUGAUGUUCAUGGAAGAAUGUUGAACAACGAUGACAACAGCUACGGAAGUGUUGAAAGUUGUAACAGUGCUUUUCGUUCAACGUCUAAGCGACGAUGGAGCUUUGAACAACACUUAAUUGUUGGGAACAAGAGAGCCAAAAAGCAAGAUGGUAAUGCUUCUGGUCCAACAUCAAACCUUGGUCAAGAUAGCUCUUUCAUGAUCUGGAUAUCUAACAUGAUGAAAGGAUUCUCAGAGUCUAUACAAGAUGAGGCACCUACUCUUGAUCUUACCCUUGCAAAAUGUGAUGUUGAACAAGGGGGCCAAAAUGAAGAACCAAUGUAUAAGAAGAUCAAUGCUCCUGGGUUCAGUGGCAUAGGUUUUCAAUCUAUCUUCCGGUCCUUGUACAAUCCAACAAUGAGAGGUGAGGAAGGAGCACCUAGUGCAACUUGUCAAGCCAAGCAAGAAGCUAAGGGAAUUGAAAUUAUUAAAAACAGUUGUGAUCUUAAUGCAACUCCAAUAGCUUGUUUCGGAGAGUCUGAUCGCUUCGGCAAACAACUACUCCUGAACAAUGAGAAUGCCACAGAGCUUACAUCUGGAAAUGGACCAACCCUGCUUAUACAACUAAAGAAUUCUCCUGAAAUUUCCUGUGGCAGUCAUCAAAGUCAUAAAACCCGGUCUCAGGAGAACCAGAAUUCUUGCAAUCUUGUUAGUGGUGCUGGAACAGGUGAAGUUAUGCCCUCUGCUUUGGGUACGUGCAAGUCAAACGGUACAGAGAAUGUUGACUGUGAUCAACUAUGUGGAAAGAUUAACCAUACUACUGGUAAUGUGAGUGAUCCUCUCAAAAGCUUGUGGAUUUCCCGGUUUGCUGCAAAAGCAUCUGGGUUUACAUCAAACCCAGAAACUUCCAACCUAAAUACCAAGGAUGAUUCGCAAUGUUCCAUGCACAGUCCCAGACAUAUUCCUGGCCCUCAAAAUCACAUUGAUCAUCAUUCCAUGGAUGACUUAGAUACUGCUGUUAGUAAGGAACAACACAAUAUAGCUAAUACUGAGACUUCACCUGGUCAUAAGGAAUUCAAAAGCCAUAAUGAGCAGAAAUCCAUUAGUAAGUUCAAAUCUGUUUUACGUUCUCCUAAAGUAAGAAGUCCAGAGUUAAUGGCUUCUGUCUUUGCUAGGAGAUUAGGUGCACUCAAACACAUCAUACCGUCAGAUUUGACCAUUAAUGUGGGUAAUGAAACUGUGACCUGUUUCUAUUGCGGCACAAGAGGCCAUAAUCUACAUAAUUGUUCUGAAAUUACUGAACGAGAAAUUGAGGAUCUUUCAAGAAAUAUCAGGUUCUGUAACGAGACAGUUGAUCCCCCUUGUUCAUGCAUUCGGUGCUUUCAGCCCAAUCACUGGGCUAUUGCAUGCCCACUCGCUCCCACGAGAUGUCAACAGAAAUCUGAUUCCCAUGUUUCUUUGGCGGAUCGUUGUGAUUCUGGUAAGCUCCAACUUACUUCUGGGAUUGGUUUAAGUGUAAAACCCCAACACCUUCGGGAUAGAAAAAUGGAUGGGGUUGCAUCGACUCUAGAUGAUACUGGUGAUCCCAAUAUUAAAACUGAUCUUAGUCUUGAUCUUAAAAUCACUGAACAAUUGAAGCCUGCAGCAAUAUCGUUUCCAAAAUGUGUUCUUCCAAAAUUACCAGAGAAUAAUUUGAAAGGAAGUGAGAUGGUACAAGUUCAUAGCUUUGUUGACAAUCAGAAUUCCAAUAUUUCCCAAGCGGUCUUCAAUGCAGUAAAAAAACUUCGACUGUCUCGAAGCAAUAUCCUUAAGUGUAUGAGUUCCCACAUGUCACUGUCACUUCUUGAUGGUUUUUUCUUGCGUAUUCGGCUUGGGAAGUGGGAAGAAGGACUUGGGGGAACUGGGUACCAUGUGGCUUGCAUAAGGGGUGCACAACUCACAGAGAAUUCUAUUUCUGUUAUAGUUCGAGGGGUUGAAUGCCAAGUUCAGACCCAGUACAUUUCCAACCAUGAUUUUCUUGAGGAUGAGCUGAGGGCAUGGUGGUGUACAGCCUCGAAAGAUGGCUGCAAAGCUCUUCCUCUGGCAGCAGAUUUAAGAGCCAAAGUGAAAAAGAAAAAGGAGUUGGGUUUCUAAACUAAGAAGCAAAAAGGAAAGUUUUGUUUGCACGAAUUCAGUUUCUGUUAAAACUGUACAUAGAAUUACCAUACAUCCCCCAUACCUACACCUCAAAUUUCAAUUGAACAGUGUCAAAUGUGUUGUUUAAUGAAUUUGUAAUGCUAUUCCUACUUGUUUGUGUGCACACAAAUCAUCUAGCCUGAGAUGGGCUUUCCAAUGAGACAAAGAAAUACCCAAAUUGUAACAAUACCUUCGCAUUUUUUAUCCAUAUGGCUGUGUUAUUGAUGCUUA
Cucumis melo (muskmelon) is the source of this 3784-nucleotide messenger RNA. RefSeq lists its product as uncharacterized. The transcript is spliced from 7 exons. Gene Ontology annotation, molecular function: DNA binding; zinc ion binding. The record is from RefSeq and is a predicted model, not a curated record. Lineage: Eukaryota; Viridiplantae; Streptophyta; Magnoliopsida; Cucurbitales; Cucurbitaceae. Bases 359 to 3511 code for a protein of 1050 amino acids.